UGUAAUCUCGCGCCAUCUCCAUCCCCAUCCCCAUCUCCAUCUCCACCGUCGCCGUCAGUCCGUCAAUCACUCCCGCAAUCCCAACAUGUAAAACGAUGCGGAGAAGAAUCGUAACCUACUGCCACGUGUCACUCUGUACUCGCCAAUACUCUACCUUGUCUCCUCCACCGCCGCAGACCGCCGGACCGCCGCCGCUCAUCCGAGUGUCGAACCACGUCGCCAAACUGGGCCCACCGAAAGAAGGCCCGAAGCCCAGGCAGCUCCUCUCCUUGCCGCCUUUCCCCGGCGGUCGACAUUUGCCGGGGAAGAAGAAGUCAUACCAAGACGGCGCCGUUUCACGACCCUCACACGUCACCGCCGUCAGUUGGCUCAAGUAUUACUUCCAUGAGAUUGACGACACCGCCAUUCGGUCCCAUUUCAACAAAGGCCUUGUUCAGAUGGAAUGCCCGGAUUCAAUUGGGAAGGAAGGGCAAGUGAAACGUAUGAGAAAGAUUAGGCCUAGUGAGGUAAUGGAGGAGGGUGCAAGAGUAUAUGUACCCGUAUCGAUUGCAGAGAGUAAAGUUUCAAGGAGAUUCGACUGCAUACCGAGUGAGACAUUGUACCCAAAUGCGGAUGAGAUUGACUACUUGCAAAGGCUUGUCAAGUACAAGGACUCUGCUAUAAUAGUGCUGAACAAGCCCCCAAAAUUGCCAGUCAAGGGUAAUGUGCCAGUCCAUAACAGCAUGGAUGCAUUGGCAGCAGCAGCAUUAUCUUAUGAUUAUGAUGAAGGUCCUAAAUUGGUUCAUCGGCUUGACAGAGAGAGCAGUGGCCUCCUUUUAAUGGGAAGAACAAAAGACAGUGUAUCUCUUCUGCAUUCGUUAUACGCUGACAUCAACAUUGGGAAAUCAUCAUGCAGGGCUUGGAAUGAUGCAUGUAGAACAAAAUGUCAGAGGUACUGGGCAUUAGUUAUAGGGUCGCCCAAGGAAAAGGAAGGCUUAAUUUGUGCUCCUCUCAUGAAGGUGCUUCUUGACGAUGGGAAGACAGAGAGGGUCAUCUUGGCUCAUCAGUCAGGAUUAGAAGCUUCCCAACCGGCUCUAACUCAAUAUCGGGUGCUUGGUCCUACGAUAAAUGGAUGCUCAUGGAUUGAAUUGCAACCACUCACUAGCCGAAAGCAUCAGCUCCGUGUUCAUUGUGCUGAAGCUUUAGGCACGCCAAUUGUGGGUGACUAUAAGUAUGGGUGGUUUGUUCACCGGAGAUGGAAACAAAUGCCUCAAGUCGAUAUUGAGCCGGCAACUGGGCUACAAUACAAGUUGCGGAGGCCAGCAGGUCUGGAUGUACAGAAGGGAAGUGUUCUAUCAAAAGUCCCUCUUUUGCAUCUACACUGUAGAGAGCUCGUACUCCCCAAUAUUGCUAAGUUCCUUGUUUUAUUGGAUCAGAAGUCAGACAACUGGCACCCUGUAGACAGUUUGAAGCCAGAUAUCCUUCGGUUUGUGGCAUCGAUGCCAACCCACAUGAAACUUAGUUGGAAUCUCAUGUCAUCUUAUUUGGUGUAGAGGACAGGUUAAUAAGCUAUCAAUCAGCUCAGUUCUUCCCCUGAUAGAAUCUUCCAAGCCUUCUUUUGACUCUACUUUGAGUACUGUAUAUAACCAGAAUAUAAAUUUCAGAGUGGAUGAGAAAUUUAAAACAUGUAGACCUUCA
Rosa chinensis is the source of this 1677-nucleotide messenger RNA. Its product is annotated as RNA pseudouridine synthase 3, mitochondrial. NCBI's taxonomy places the organism in Eukaryota, Viridiplantae, Streptophyta, Magnoliopsida, Rosales, Rosaceae. The record is from RefSeq and is a predicted model, not a curated record. Gene Ontology annotation, molecular function: RNA binding; pseudouridine synthase activity. Bases 96 to 1532 code for a protein of 478 amino acids. Gene Ontology annotation, biological process: pseudouridine synthesis. The transcript has 9 exons.